Molecule: messenger RNA, 1287 nt
Organism: Nestor notabilis (Kea)
Lineage: Eukaryota; Metazoa; Chordata; Aves; Psittaciformes; Psittacidae
Product: potassium-transporting ATPase alpha chain 1-like
Exons: 9
Biological process (GO): sodium ion export across plasma membrane; proton transmembrane transport; intracellular sodium ion homeostasis
Cellular component (GO): membrane
Molecular function (GO): ATP hydrolysis activity; ATP binding; P-type sodium:potassium-exchanging transporter activity
Source: RefSeq, a predicted model, not a curated record
GUCUCUGUCCAUGAUGCCGGGGAGCGGAGGGGCGCCCCCGAGCGCGUCCGGGAGCGCUCCAGCCACGUCCUGCUCAAGGGCCAGGAGCUGCCCAUGGACACCCAGUGGAGGGAGGCCUUCGAGGGGGCCUACGCUGAGCUGGGGGGGCGCGGGGAGAGGGUCCUGGGGUUCUGUGCCCGGUGGCUGCCCCCGGGGACAGUGGCACCAGGGAUGGACCCUGAGGAGCUGCCCGAGGUGGCCACAGGGCUCUGCUUCAGUGGCCUCGUGUCCAUGAUCGACCCACCACGGGCCACCGUGCCCCAGGCGGUGCUCAAGUGCCGCACGGCCGGGAUCCGGGUGAUCAUGGUGACCGGGGACCACCCCAUCACGGCCAAGGCCAUCGCGGCCGCUGUUGGCAUCAUCUCCGAGGGCAGCGAGACCCCCGAGGAGGUGGCAGCAAGGCUGAGGGUGCCUUUGGAGCGUGUAGACCCCAGGCAGGCCCGGGCACGGGUGGUGACCGGGGCUGAGCUGGCGGCCAUGACACCAGAAGCUCUUGAGGGUCUCCUCCGGACCCACCCCGAGAUGGUCUUUGCCCGCACGUCACCACAGCAGAAGCUGGUCAUAGUGGAGAGCUGCCAGCGGCUGGGCGCCAUCGUGGCGGUGACAGGCGAUGGCGUCAACGACUCCCCGGCGCUGAAGAAGGCCGACAUCGGGGUGGCCAUGGGCAUCGCCGGCUCCGACGUCUCCAAGCAAGCAGCUGACAUGAUCCUCCUGGAUGACAACGGCGUUGAGCAGGGCCGCCUGAUCUUUGACAACCUGAAGAAGUCCAUCGCCUACACCCUGACCAAGAACAUCCCGGAGCUGACCCCGUAUCUCAUCUACAUCACGGCCAGUGUCCCCCUGCCCCUGGGCUGCAUCACCAUCCUCUUCAUCGAGCUCUGCACUGACAUUUUCCCCUCCGUGUCCUUGGCCUAUGAGAGGGCCGAGAGCGACAUCAUGCACCUGAAGCCGCGCAACCCGCGCCGUGACCGCCUGGUCAAUGAGCCCUUGGCUGCGUAUUCCUACUUCCAGAUCGGUGAGACAUGGUCCUUCGCCGGCUUCACCGACUACUUCGUGGCCAUGGCGCAGGAGGGCUGGUGGCCCCUGCUCUGCCUGGGCCUGCGCCCGCAAUGGGAGGACACCCACAACCAGGAGCUGCAGGACAGCUACGGCCAGCAAUGGACCUUCGAGCAGCGGCGCUACCAGCAGUACACGUGUUACACCGUGUUCUUCAUCAGCAUCGAGAUGUGCCAGAUCGCUGAUGUCCUC